Molecule: messenger RNA, 2020 nt
Organism: Xenopus laevis (African clawed frog)
Lineage: Eukaryota; Metazoa; Chordata; Amphibia; Anura; Pipidae
Gene: akr1c8.L
Product: aldo-keto reductase family 1 member C15
Exons: 7
Coding region: 88-1062 (324 amino acids)
Source: RefSeq, a predicted model, not a curated record
ACUUGGCUUAAGUAAAAAUUUAACUUCCAUGAAGGGGAGGCAGAGAUCAGUUCAAGCGUUGGAGGGAUCAGAUCACUCACAGUAACUAUGGCGCUGCACAAAGACUCCUACGUUGAGCUCAAUGAUGGGCACAAAAUGCCAGUGCUUGGGUUUGGCACCUAUGCUCCAGAGAAGUUCCCCAAGAGCUUGGCCGAGCAGGGCACCAAAAUGGCCAUCGAAGUUGGAUACCGCCAUAUUGACUGCGCAUUUUUUUAUGGGAACGAGCGGGAGGUUGGACGGGCGAUAAGAGCAAAGAUUGCCGAUGGUACAGUGAAGAGAGGGGAAUUGUUUUACACUGGGAAGCUGUGGUCCACCUUCCAUACCCCCGAGAGGGUCCGUCUGUGCCUGGAGAAAUCUCUGAAAGAUCUUCAGUUGGAUUACAUGGAUCUCUUCCUCAUCCAUACGCCCAUAGAGUUCCAUCCUGGAGAUGAUCCGUUGCCAAAGGAUAAACAUGGGAGAUAUAUUUACCAUAACACAGACAUCAGAGAAACAUGGAAGGCUCUGGAAGAGUGCAAAGACUCCGGGCUGGUCAGAUCCAUCGGGGUGUCCAAUUUUAACCACAAGCAGCUGGAGCUGAUCCUCAAUAUGCCUGGCCUGAAAUAUAAACCAGUCUGCAACCAAGUAGAAUGUCACAUCUAUCUGAACCAGAGCAAACUGCUGGAGUUCUGCAAGUCCAAGGACAUUGUGCUGGUGGGAUUCAGUGUAUUGGGGUCCAGCAGGGACGAAUCAUGGAUAGAUCCAAAAAUUCCCGUGAUCCUGGAAGACCCUGCGCUGAACACGAUCGCCCAAAAGCACAAUCGGACCCCCGCUCAGGUAGCAAUGCGGUUCCUUCUCCAACGAGGAGUCGUCGUCCUUGCAAAGAGCUUUACCCCAGCCAGGAUCCAGCAGAACUUCCAGGUUUUCCAGUUUCAGUUGGAUGCCGAAGACAUGGAAAACCUUGAUAAAAUAAACAGAAACCUGCGCUACGACUACACACCCAUGUGGUCAGACCAUCCGAAAUAUCCAUUCCAUGAGGAAUACUGAUGAAUAUUAAGAUCCCUGACUCUCCCCCAGUCUUUGCAUUGAGCAGAAGAUCCACGUUUUUGCUACUGACCGGCCAGAACUCCAGAAUUCCAUUGGAGAUCCUAUAAUUAAAUAGUCACAUGUUGCAGUUCCUCUGUUUUUGGGGCAUCCAAGCCUCCUAAAAUCGUUUUUUUUUAUCUCUGUCUAUUAACAGCCCAAUACCUCUCCUUUUAUUGCCUUUAAAUUACAGAAUAAAAUAAGGCAGAGGCCAAAAAAGGCUAAAUACUUUCAGUAUUAGCAGUCUAAAAACGCAAAUAUCUCAGAAACCACUAAAAACAGAAAGAUACUGUAAAAUACCAAAUUGCUCAGAGAAACACAAUGACAAAGUAUAUUUAGUGACUGAAUAAUCAUUAACUAUGUAAUUUGGUCAUUCAUAUCAUAUGGAUGGUUUAAAGAGGAAAUUUACUUUUAUUUUGUAAGUUCUAUAAACAUUAAGCAUAUUUUCAUUUGAUUUUUUAUUAGUGUCCUUCCUCCCCCUGUCUAUCUUUCUUCUUCUGCUCUUACUCCUCUUCCAUUCUGACAAAUGUUUUUAGAAUACUGACCUCUGUCUAGUGAUGGGCGAAUUUGCGCCGUUUUGCUUCGCCGAAAAAUUCGCGAAACGGCGCCGGCGUCUCGUUUUUUGACACCGGAACCCAUUUUUGACGCUGGCGCCCGUUUUUGACGCCGUUUUUUCGGGAAAAUUUUUUCCGCCACCGGCGAAUUUUCACGGGCGUUUCGCAAAUGUAUUCACUGGCGGCGAAUCGCGCAAAUUCACAGCGAAUUCGCGCCUGGCAAAUAAAUUCGCCCAUCACUACCUCUGUCCAAUGUUCAAGCAAGUUAUUUGGCAUCAAGGUUUGCUCCAUCACUGCUCCAUUUGUGUCCAGUAUAAUGAGAUAUGGGAAAUCUGAGACAAAUAAAAAGCCAACCAGUUUGUGGUCAA